This is a messenger RNA of Pteropus alecto (black flying fox), 1844 nucleotides long. It is a transcript of the gene ASB15, whose product is annotated as ankyrin repeat and SOCS box containing 15. Gene Ontology annotation, biological process: intracellular signal transduction. NCBI's taxonomy places the organism in Eukaryota, Metazoa, Chordata, Mammalia, Chiroptera, Pteropodidae. The transcript has 10 exons. The coding region runs from base 78 to 1844 and encodes 588 amino acids. Gene Ontology annotation, molecular function: protein binding. Gene Ontology annotation, cellular component: cytoplasm. The record is from RefSeq and is a predicted model, not a curated record.
AGGUCAGGCACUGAUGAUUCUCUCAGGGACCUCAAGCAGAUGAGCGCAUCACUUAAGGACCAUAGCAGUUUCAAGUCAUGGAUUCUAAUGAUGACCCCGAAGAAGAUCAUCUUACAAGUUACGACAUUCAGCUCAGUAUUCAAGAAUCCAUUGAAGCCAGCAAGACUGUAUUUUAUCCUGAAAGAUUUGUACCACUAAGUGAUCAAAACAGAAAACUUAUAGAGGCCAUAAAACAAGGUCACAUUCUUGAGCUCCAGGAGUAUGUGAAAUAUAAAUAUGCAUUAGAUGAAGCUGAUGAAAAAGGAUGGUUUCCAUUGCAUGAAGCUGUUGUUCAACCCUUUCAGCAAGUACUUGAAAUUGUUCUGGAUGCAUCCUAUAAGACACUCUGGGAGUUCAAGACCGCUGAUGGAGAAACGCCCUUGACUUUGGCAAUCAAAGCUGGUCUGGUGGAAAAUGUAAAAGCUUUACUAGAAAAAGGAGUAUGGCCAAACACCAAAAAUGACAAAGGAGAGACGCCCCUUCUGAUUGCUGUAAAAAAGGGCUCCUAUGACAUGGUGUCCACUUUGCUCAAAUACAACACCAGCCUUGACCAGCCCUGCAUCAAGCGAUGGUCGGCAAUGCAUGAAGCAGCCAAGCAAGGCCGCAAAGAUCUCAUAGCUCUGCUACUGAAGCACGGCGGCAACGUCCACCUGAGAGAUGGCUUUGGCGUCACACCGUUAGGUGUUGCUGCUGAGUAUGGUCACUAUGAUGUGCUGGAACACCUCAUCCACAAGGGUGGUGAUGUGUUUGCUUUGGCGGAUGAUGGGGCAUCGGUGUUGUUUGAGGCAGCAGGAGGGGGCAAUCCUGACUGCAUUUCCCUCCUGCUGGAAUAUGGAGGAAGCGGAAAUGUACCUAACAGAGCAGGGCAUCUUCCUAUACAUCGAGCUGCCUACGAGGGACAUUAUCUUGCACUGAAAUAUCUCAUCCCAGUAACAUCCAAAAAUGCAAUCCGGAAAAGCGGGCUAACACCACUUCACUCAGCAGCAGAUGGACAAAAUGUACAGUGCCUAGAACUGCUCAUUGAAAAUGGUUUUGACGUCAAUACUCCGCUUGCUGACCACAUUUCUGAGAGCUAUGACGACGAGAGAAAGACUGCGCUAUAUUUUGCUGUUUCUAAUAACGAUAUCCAUUGUACAGAAGUCCUUCUGAAUGCAGGCGCAAACCCAAACUUAGAUCCCCUCAACUGUCUGCUUGUGGCCGUGAGGGCCAAUAAUCAUGAAAUCGUCCGGCUGCUUCUCUCCCACGGCGCAAAUGUCAAUUGUUAUUUUAUGCGUGUAAAUGACACUCGUUUCCCUAGUGCCAUUCAGUACGCCCUGAAUGACGAGGUGAUGCUGAGGCUGCUGCUGAACAAUGGCUAUCAAGUGGAGAUGUGCUUCGAUUGCAUGCACGGGGACAUCUUUGGAAAUUCAUUUGUGUGGUCAGAGAUAGAGGAAGAAGUACUGCCGGGAUGGACAUCUUGUGUGAUAAAAGAUAGCCCGUUCUGUGAGUUUAUUACAGUUCCCUGGAUGAAACACUUGGUAGGAAGCGUUAUCCGUAUAUUACUGGAUUACAUGGAUUAUAUCCCUCUGUGCGCUAAACUGAAGUCUGCACUGGAGGUACAGAGAGAAUGGCCAGAAAUCCGUCAAAUACUAGAAAAUCCUUGCUCAUUAAAGCAUUUGUGUCGGUUAAAAAUUCGAAGACUUAUGGGACUCCAGCGACUCUGCCAGCCAGCCUCAGUGGAGAAGCUUCCUCUACCACCAUCUAUUCAAAGAUAUAUAUUAUUUAAAGAGUAUGAUCUCUAUGGACAAGAGCUAAAAUUGCCAUAA